This is a messenger RNA of Branchiostoma floridae (Florida lancelet), 2695 nucleotides long. RefSeq lists its product as uncharacterized. Gene Ontology annotation, cellular component: signaling receptor complex; membrane. NCBI's taxonomy places the organism in Eukaryota, Metazoa, Chordata, Leptocardii, Amphioxiformes, Branchiostomatidae. Gene Ontology annotation, biological process: protein phosphorylation; multicellular organism development; positive regulation of kinase activity. The transcript has 2 exons. The coding region runs from base 5 to 2695 and encodes 896 amino acids. The record is from RefSeq and is a predicted model, not a curated record. Gene Ontology annotation, molecular function: ATP binding; calcium ion binding; transmembrane receptor protein tyrosine kinase activity.
AAACAUGAAAUUUUUCGUUCUCUUGACCGUCUACGUCUUGGUAGUCUCCGACAGAGUCCAGGGGACGCUACAGUUGUCAACGAAGGUUCCAGAGAACGCUCAUGUUGGGGAAACCGUCACCAGUGUUCGGUCGGCCAAAGGGGAAGGUAGGGAGGAAGUGAUAUGUAAAAUCGUCGCCGGAGACAAGAACAGACGCUUCCUUGUGACCGACUGCGUGAUCCAAGUGGCGCGUCCGUUGGAUUACAGCGUCGACCCGAGCUACAACCUCACGGUAAACGUCACCGGGUCCUCCGGAAACCCCGAGCAGCUGUAUGUUGAUGUACAAGUCCAAGACGUGGAGGGAUACCCGCCUGUUUACAACGACACGUGCGAAAUGCCGACUCGAACAGCAUGGGGGAAUUCAGGCGAUUUGAACGUCGAUAUGAAAUGGACAGUCAAGGGCAUGUCAAUGAAUAUUGGAGAGGUGUUUUUCUCGAAUCACUUUUAUUACAAUCCCAAUAGUGUUAAGGACCAGGUUUCAACAAGAGUAUACUCGGAUAACAAUAAUUGUCUAGUGCAGUUUGUAUGGAAGCCCAUGAAUGGCGAUGAUAUCACUUUUAUUAAUUCGUUGUGGAGUACGUCGAUAGAACGACCGUGCUUGAACUGUUCUGGAUCAACAGAUGGGGCAUCCGUCCUCCAAUUUGAAGUAUUGCACAGUUCUACAGGCUUUACUCCCAGUUCGUCUGGCAGCUGUUACACAGGGCCUAUUCCUCAAACUGAUAGACAAUUUAUAUUUGGUGGUUCGUUGACGAUUUCAUCCAUGAAAAGGAAUCUUUUCACAUGCGACCUGCCAGACAAUAUCUCGGUCUCCUUAAUUCCACAUGGCAACGGUCGUGACAUAAUACCUCUACUUGUAGAGUUUGAUGCCCAGCCAGUCGGAUGUCCCCCUAACAAGUACGGCGUGUUGUGUGACCAGAACUGCACCUGUGAGAACGGUGCCCGCUGUCAUGGGCUGAACGGGGCCUGCAAGUGUCAGCCUGGAUGGCAGGGUGUCGUCUGCGACAUACCUUACAGUACAGUGGUCAUCAUCGAGACCCCUGGCGACUCACGACGGAUUUACAUCUCCGGCACUGUUACGUUGCACUGCAAGGUUUUCCAUCUGACUGCUGACAGGAUGAUGUGGACAUUUCCUAAUAAAACGGAAAAGUGGCUGCAGGGCGCUCAGGAAGAUCGUGUAAGGAUCCAAAACAUACAGUCCGAACACAACGGUACCUACACCUGUACUGUGUUAACGGAAGAUGGGGCGGCCAUUAACGCAAGUUAUGAGCUUCAGACCGUCGCUUGUCCUCCCGGAAAAACGGGUGAAUCGUGCGAAGAGGAGUGCGUCUGUAGCCAUGGCGGCAGCUGUGACAGGUGGGCCGGCUGUGUGUGUCCGCCGGGAUGGACAGGAACCACGUGUCAGACCUCCUGCCCAGUUGGCACCUACGGACAGGGUUGCAGCAGGCGGUGUCGGUGUCAGCAUGACGCCACCUGCUUCCUUACCGACGGCCGGUGUAACUGCACGGAAGGCUGGUUCGGCAGUAACUGCAGCAGGCCCUGCCCCGCAGGUCGGUACGGAUGGAAAUGUUGGCAUGCUUGUGCCUGUAAGAACAAUGCCAAGUGUAACAACGUGGACGGAACCUGCGCCUGCGUGCCACCCUGGACUGGUAAGUUCUGUGACGUCAUCGAAACGGACACAUACACACUCCAGAUUGUCAUACCCCUGGUACUGACUCUGCUUGUUGCUGCACUAGUAUUGCUAAUACUCUACAAACGACAGAAGGCUAAACAUGGGGCACAAGAAGAGCCUUUAGAGGAAACCAGAGUUCUUCUAGAGCUGAGAAACAUGGAAGACGACCUGGCACAGAGUUUGCAGCCCGGCUGGCUCAACCGGUGGGAGAGGAACGCCGACGAUCUGACUCUGAACGAACUGGUCGGGCUGGGCGCGUCCGCACAGAUCAGGAAAGGACGGCUUCGAACGGCUGACGCUGACGUCACGGUGGCGGUCAAGUCCGUCCGCAUAGAGGACAGGCGGUGCUACCGAGCCUUCUGCCGGGAAGUCGCCCCGCUGAUAGCCGUGCACGAAAACCAGGGAGGAAGAAAAACGGGGGACAUCCCAACAUCGUCAAGCUCUUUGCGGUUUGUCCGUUAUGCCGUCCAGAUAUCUCAUGCCCUGGACGAGCUCCGACGUCUGCGUAUCGCUCACGGUGACGUUGCCGCCCGAAACGUCCUGGUCAGCGGCGAUGACGUGGCCAAACUUGCUGACUUCGGUCUGGCCCAUGACGUGUACACCGAGACUACCUACGUGUCCGCAGUAAAUAACGACGUCGACGAACUCCAGCCCAUGAAGUGGAUGGCUCUGGAGUCGCUGGAGUCUCGCGAGUUCACGUGCGAGAGCGACACGUGGUCGUUCGGCGUGCUGUUGUGGGAGAUCGCCGCCUUCGGGGAGGAGCCCAGCUACCAGCGCCAGCGCCAACUGAGUUGUCCCAAGUUGGUGGGGCUCCUGAGGCAGGGGGUCCGUCUGGACAGGCCGCCCGGAUGUCCGGACAAGCUUUAUGACGUCAUGAAGUCGUGUUGGCGGGAGGAGCCGUCGGCAAGACCAGAGCCGGCAGAACUGGAGCAGAAGCUGACGGAAUGUUGCCAAGAGUUGGACCCACUUCUGGCUGUGGAUAUUUAG